AUGGCCGUAGAUUCUCUUCGCACGCGGCUGUUCAGCGAAGCCCAGCUCAGGAGCUUCUCAAAUUAUUACAAUUAUCCUCCAAAAAGUCGACCUGCCGCAGAUUUGAGCCCAAGAGCUUGUCGAGCUUUUCAAGAACCACUUUCCGACGACGGCGAGAACAAAUUACUGAAACAACCAGGUAUGUUAUCGUUGAGGAAGAGAAUAGAAGAUUCUAUUCUUCGUGUGGAGAUGUUAGCUCCCACGGCAUUGGAAUUCGAGGUAUCUAAGCACAUCAAUCAGGAAGAAGUUAUUCGAGAUUACGACUUGUGGGAUGACCUAAGUAAAUCAAAUGAGAUCCUGAACGAGCUGGCCGAAAGUGCCAAGGUGGUUGAUACUCUCAAGGAUCUCACGAAAGAAGAAAGGGAAAAUGGCGGAGGGUUUAUCUCCAUAAGAAACGCACGCGAAGGGUCUGACUCGGUUCAGUAG
Striga hermonthica is the source of this 465-nucleotide messenger RNA. NCBI's taxonomy places the organism in Eukaryota, Viridiplantae, Streptophyta, Magnoliopsida, Lamiales, Orobanchaceae. The record is from the annotation of a GenBank genome assembly.